Molecule: messenger RNA, 930 nt
Organism: Phaeodactylum tricornutum CCAP 1055/1
Lineage: Eukaryota; Bacillariophyta; Bacillariophyceae; Surirellales; Neidiaceae
Exons: 2
Coding region: 1-930 (309 amino acids)
Source: RefSeq, a predicted model, not a curated record
AUGACCUAUAAUUAUUGCUUUCCUGCUUUUGCUGUGGAGUCAAAAAUUACGGCAACACAUCGUAUUUUUGCUGUUGGUCCGGAAAAUAACCUUUGCUGCUAUGAUUGGCAAAAAACGUGUAAACCAGAAAAUAAGGCGAAAGCGGAGGACAUCCCCGAAGUAAAAUCUAUGCAACAACAACAACAAGGCGAGGAAGACGACGAUACCGGAGCCUGCUGUGGUUGCCGAAAGGCCGAUUUUCGCACUCGUCACGAGCGUUGUUUAGACGAAGCGCAAUCUUACCAACGUAAAUUUCCACAUGCUCCACCCCUGGCUUCCACCUCUUUAAGAUCGUUUCGAACUGCUGAAUCGUUCCGCUUAGUGGACGCCCGGACCGAACCCGAGCAAGCUGUGUCCAUGAUACAAGGCGCCGUGUCGCUGCAACAAUUUCGCAAAGAAAUGGAAUCCAGAUCUUGUAUACAUCAAGUUCUGGCUAGUAGUGAAACGGAAGAACUGCUUGAAGGAACCAAAGAUCCAUCGAAACCUGCAAUCAUUGUGUACUGUACGAUAGGAUAUCGGUCAGGCUUGGAAGCGACCCACUUAAGACGGCAAUACCCUGACUUGGAGGUUUACAGUCUAGACGGGAUCGUUGCUUACACGCAUGCCCUCGAAGGUUGCGGUUUGCCGUCGUCCGUGCCGCCAGACGUGCAAGAAUUGCCACCUUUGAUUGAUCCUAAAACUUCUCGCGUCACCCGAGUGAUUCACACAUUUGGGGGUGCUUGGGAUUUGGCACCGUCCAGUUACAAUACAGUUCAGUUUCGACCGUUGGCGCUCGUGUCCCGUCUCGCCCAGGUUGGCGGUACAGUGGUUGUGCGAACGAUACAGGGCGUCCUCAGCCGACCAACCACGACGCCUGCCACAAAUAUAGAUUGGCAUUCAAAAAGCGAAUAA